AUGUUGCGAUCCAGCCUCCUAUGGACGGUUGCUUUGGCGAGCACCGCUAUCGCCGUUCCUCAUGUGGCACGGCGCAGCCCUACGCCUUCUAUUUCUGUCACGUCUACCGCGUCAUGUACUGCCGGCGAUACCUCUUCCACAGAAGGAGUUCAGGCUAUCCUUGACUCUACCGGUACCAAUGACUGGCUUGAUAAGCAGCUGGAAACGCUAGGUGGUGAAGACGACUGGGUCGACAAGCUAUGGGAGAGAGUCUUCCCUAACCAGGGAACCUCUCCUCUCAGUGGUUGUGGCACCGUUGGAAGCAACUGUGUCCCCGAUGAUAUGUGCGGCAAUUACCCAAAUGAACAGGCAUACUGGACUUUCUAUGCAGUUGGCUUGCUUCACAGCAAAAUCAACUACGUUCAUGACAAGAUUCUAUGGACUGGUUGGCUAGACGGCCUAUCCAUUGAUCAGAUUUCGAAGGACUUUUCACAACCUGCCCCAGAUGACACCUGGAUUAAGUGGCUCGCAGCUGCGAUGACGAUUGCUAGCGGAUUUGGUACUGCCGUUGAUUGGAGCAAGGGGCUACGUGGAAUGAUAGGCAUGGCUGGUGGCUGUACGUCUCCCUGA
Penicillium riverlandense is the source of this 609-nucleotide messenger RNA. RefSeq lists its product as uncharacterized. The transcript has a single exon. The record is from RefSeq and is a predicted model, not a curated record. Lineage: Eukaryota; Fungi; Ascomycota; Eurotiomycetes; Eurotiales; Aspergillaceae. Bases 1 to 609 code for a protein of 202 amino acids.